Etheostoma spectabile (orangethroat darter) is the source of this 5348-nucleotide messenger RNA. RefSeq names its product coiled-coil domain containing 18 (gene ccdc18). The coding region runs from base 487 to 4938 and encodes 1483 amino acids. The transcript is spliced from 26 exons. The record is from RefSeq and is a predicted model, not a curated record. NCBI's taxonomy places the organism in Eukaryota, Metazoa, Chordata, Actinopteri, Perciformes, Percidae.
CAAAUACAAAUUGUUCCGGCUACCUUGCCUUCAACUACAUAUACUGGAUAGCCUGGAAAGUUUUAAUUUCAGUAGACGUUUCAACUACGAGUAUUUAAACCUUCAUAGCGACAGUACGAUAACAUUUUAUAGUCCAUUCAAAACGUAAACGUUGUCUGUCUGGUCGUUUGGUAACUUAUUUGGCUUAUAUUCGAAUGAUAACGAGAACUAAGAUAGCUAGCCACCUGUUGAUAUAGCGAGCAUCUUUGUUUACAUUCAGCGAGCUUAGCUACGCUAGCUGCUAGGCUAGUUGAUAUGCUGAAACGUUACUAUAGCCGUGUUAAAAACGUAAGUAUGUUGAUGAGCUAACCUCAGUGGCGGGUGUUCUUGACCUUACCAAACAUUCACACAUGUUGCUUGAGCAAAUAAAAGCUAACCUCAGCAAGUCGAGACAAGUUGUUGAAUAGCUGAAAUUAACAUGUAACGUUAAUCGUCAUCAUUAAUCUAAUGUUUGAGAACGAGAGGAGUUUAACGGAAGAUGUGUUCAGUUUGAGGAAUCUGCUUCGAUUAACGGAGCUUAAUCUGCAGAGUGUGGGACAGAAACUAAGUCAGUCAGAAGGCCAUGAGGACAGUAGUGAGUAUGAGCAGCAGAGACCAGAUAGCCUGACCUUACAAGACCUGCAGACACCUGAUGUUCCUCCAUCCCAGUCAGGCUGUGUUUGCCAGGAGAGGCCUCUCAGUGGGACGGCUGAGAGACGUGCUGUUGCUGGCAGUCUCAGCCCACCUUCCACUGACUCUAGGUCGGCCUCAUUCGAGGCCAGGUCAGUAGAGAUGGAGUCUUUCUCUAAAAGGAAGAAGGGCGGCUGCGUGCGCCAGGAGAACGCCUGUCUGAGCGUGCAGGAUGAACAGCUCAUCAGCAACCUCGAUGCCAUGCAGUAUGAACGGGCCCCCUCCAAGUCGCAGGUCCUUCUCAGAGGCCCAAAGGUGGGCGUUAUAAACAGUGUGGCAGUCAAGAGGGAACACAAACACAUUCGUCAGCUUCAAGCAGAGCUGGAGACUCAGGCUGCAGAACUAAAGGCAGCGGAGCUGAGGGCAGAGUGUAGCCAGGAAGCAGCAGCUCACAGGGACAUUUUGGUGGCGACUCUCACCGAGGAGCUGAGCAUGCUCAGAGAAGAGCUGGACAACAAGACGGCACUGUGCAAACGGGCUGAGCAACAAAGGAACCACGCACUUCAAAAUGCAGAGCAACUUAAAGAAGCCUUUAACGAUUAUAAGGCUACUAUUUCCAUUAAACUUAAGAGGGUGAUGGAGAGUGAGAGCAAACUAAAAGAGAGUCUUAUCGAGUGUGACAGAGAAAAAGAGGAGUUGGAAAUGAAGUGCACCGUGCUGGAGAGAGGAAAGGUAGAACAGAGUCAAACAAUUAGCCAGCUGAAGGAGGAGGGGAGGCAGGCCAAGUCUGCUGCUGCUGGCCUCCAGGCUCAGCUGGAGGAGGCCAGACAAAAGGCCUUGCAUCUGGAACAGCAGCUCAUGGAGCGGGGCGCGGAGUUAAGGGAGCUAGCCUCUCUGCGAAAGGAGCUGGAAAGCCUGCAGACUGUGAACCAGAGCCAGGAGCAAAGGGUGGUCCAGAGCCACAGAGAGGCUCAGCAGAGCCAGGCGGAGCUGGCCAGCCUGGAGGCCACACUGGCCCUGCUGCAUCUACGAGAGGGUGCUGUGGGGACGUUGUGCGUCAGGCCCUGCAUGUUUCCCCCAGUGGACUAUUCAGGAACAACACACCUGCUGAAGCUAAAGCCAGGUGAAGGCUACCAGCAGCUGCUGCGAGUGCUGCAGUCGGUGGAGACUGAGCGGGCCAAACAGAACAGCCUGGUGGAACAGCUUCAGGCGCGUCUAAGCAGAACCCAGGAGGAGAUCUCCUCCCUGCAGAGCUCCAUGGCCCAGAGAGCCUCCCACUACCAGAGCCUCCACAUGGAGCUGCUGGACAAAGUCAGCCAAGCCACUGACACAGAGAAAGAGUUGAAAAGAAAAAGUGCCCGCGCGGCUUCCCUGGAGAAGCAGUUACAGGAGAAAACCUCGGCCUAUAGUCAGGCUGCACUGACCAACACGGAGCUGGAGAAACAGCUACUGGAGAAAACCAGCACCCUUCAGCAUUACCAGUCACUGAUGACCAAAAAGCAAAGAGAGUACCAGCAGUCUCUGGAGAAGUGUAAAAAAUCUCAAUCUCAAGAAUUCACGGAGCAACAGCACAAAAUAAAGAUGUUGCAGCUGUCUUUGGAGGAGGCUCAGGCUCGGGUGUUGCAGAUGGAGCAGGAGCUGAGCUCCCUCCGGAGGGAGCGAGACGAGGCUCAGGAAGCAGCUCUCCUGCUGCAGGGCUCUGUGGACCAGCUCACGCAGCAGAGGCAGGUUGAAGUAAGACACAGCGAGGAGUUUCUGCAGAGUUGCAACGCACAGGCGGCUCAGUCUGCCACCAAGGUGUGUGAACUACAGUCGUCUCUGUCGGCGUGUAGAGAGGAGCUGAACUGCUACCUGCAGCAGAUGGAGGAGUUGAAGAAGAACUAUGAGAGUGAGCUGCAGAAUAACGGAGCCAAGGUGUCCUCUCUGCAGGAGAAGCUCCACGAGGUCAGCCUGGUUUGUCAGAGCUCCAGUGAGCAGAACCUGCAGCUCCAGCUUUCUCUCCAGCAGCAGCAGACCAUGCUGACUGAGAGCUCUGCUCACAUCUCUGAGCUGGAGGAGAGUCAGAGCCAGCUGCAGAAACAGGUGUCCAGUCUGGAGAUGGAGCUGGAACGAGCCCGGGCAUCUAUGCAAGGUGAGGUAAGGAACAGAGAGCAGGACGCCCAGGAGAAAGACAAGGACCUGCAGGAGAUGAAACAGCAGAACACACAGCUCUCCGAGUCUGUCAGCCAUCUGACAUCAGAGAUGACAAAGUGCCAAGGAGAGCUGGUGUCUAAAGAUUCAGAGCUGCAGCGUCUAAAGAGGGAAGUCAACACCAAGAUUUCUCAGUUCAGCCGCAUGGACGAAAGCCUGCAACACAUGGCGAGCCAGCUCAACAGAAAGAGUGAAAUGGUGAUGGAUCUGGAGGAGAAGCUCCAUCGCUGUGAGGCCGACCGGCUCAACGGUGUCCAGCGGGUCCAGGUCCUGGAGGGACAGCUUCAGGCGGCGCAGGUUGAGUUGGCUGAGACUCUGGAGCAACUACGGACACUCCAAGACGUUCUACAAAGAACCAAAAGCACCGCAGAUGAGCGGCAAGCCUCGGUGGAAAAACUGACAGUCCAGCUGAGUGAUACCCAGAGGGAGUUGGAGGAGAGAACUCACGAAGUCUUAGAUAUGGACAAUGCGCUGAAGGAGAGACAGGGGGAGCUCCAACAUAGAGCACAGCUGCUGGGUCAGCUGGAAGUGGCCAUCCGAGAGCACAAGCAGGAGAUGGAGAUGAAGGUGGAGUCUCUGCAGCAGAGCCUGGAGAUCCGAGAGAGAGAGCUCACAGAAAGAAACAUGAAGGAGCUCAGUCAGCAGCAAAAACUUCACACUUUACUGCAAGAGGUUGAAGAAAGUCAACGUCACUGUGAGGCUUUGACCAGAGAGCUGGACGCCACCAAGCUGCAGGCCAAAGACAAGGAGGUGCGGCUGUGCGGUGUGGAGAAGGAGCUGGCUCUGAAAGAGGCCCGCUGGCUUCAGCUGGAGGCGGGACUGCAGAGCAUGGUCACCACCUUAGAACAAGAGCUGGAGCUGGAGAGGGAGCAGCACAGCAAGGAGCUGGAGUCCCUGCAGCAGAGUCGAGGCCAGCUCCUCAAAGUCUCGGAGCAGAUCUCCUCUACCAUGCUCUCCUCCCAGGAGCAGCUCGCCGAUAAACUUCAGGAAAGCCAAAACCAACUCCAGGAAGCCAAAACCCAGCUGGAGCGAACUAGGACCGAGUUGGAUCGCACCCGGAACCAAGCCAGCCAACUCCAAACACAGAGAGACCAGUUUCAGACGCAGCUCCUGCAGAGUAAAACCCAGCUGGAGCAAAGCAGGGUUCUGUAUGAGCAGGCCAGAGCCCAGAACAGUCAGCUCCAUGCCCAGCUGGAGCAGCUCAGCUCCCAGUUAAAUCAAACCCAAGUCCAGGCCGCUCAGCUCCAGACCCAGCUCCAGGCCUCCAACAAGUCCAUGGAGACCUCUAAAGAGUCCCUGCUCAUUAAGGAGUCUGAGGUGACCCGUCUCCAUGCCAAAAUCUCCAGCCUGGAGCGUGCUGCUGACCGCCAGCAUCUGUACAGCCACACACUCUCCCUCCCCGCGCUCCACACACUCACACACCCCCCAGAGAGCUCCCAUUCUGCUCACGCCCCUUCUUCCUCCCCCCAAAAGCUUCAAGCAACUCUUCCCUCUUCUCAACACUCUCACUUGACUCGCCUCCUCUCCCCAACACACACACGAACGUGCUCAUCUCCCCCUGCUCACAACUUCCUCCAACCUGAGAGCCUCCAAACGGCCGACUGGCUGCAGAGCAGCAGCAUCGACUCCUCUCUGGAUGUCCCUCCCAGUCUGAAGGCUACACUGAGGGAGGCUUUGAGCAAGCAUGCAUGGGAGUCGUCCACCCCCUCAGUCUCCUCUUUUCUUUCAGUGGACCACAGCUGGCAGGGCCUCAGCGCAACGGACGCCACGGCAACCUCUGACCUCUCCUUCAACCCCCUCACGUACUUGGCGGACAGUCAGGAGGACCGAAGCCUCAUCAUGAAAGCUACCUCCAUGCAGGAGGGAGAUGAGGAGCAGACCAGUGAGUCAAGAAGGGAGUCUGUGUGCACGCUGGUGGGCCAGGAGGAAGAGGAGGGGGUGGAUAUGAGUUCGCUCACAGGGAUGCUGAAGUUUGUCAAUCAGACGUUAGCCAUGCAGGAGGACCCUUCUUUAUGGAGCUCCACAGGGUUAUCACAGAGUGGACGCAGCCUCGCUCCCCAGGUAACAACCCCAGCCCACGCUGAUACAUACAAGGACUAGUCAGCUCAUCAACGAGUGGAUCGACCAGAUUCUCUAAUACAGACGUCAAGGAGACGUGAAGCUGUGUUGCCAAGGAGACGUUGGAGAGGAGCCGUUUACAUGGGUGUCAUCCUUGUGUCAGUGUGCAUCUAAUCAUCUAAUAGAUGUUCAUUAACACCUCACCUUUGAUCUGUCCCAUUGGUGUGUGUUAUUGAAAUCAAUCUGCAAUAUUGUCUGCCAGGGAAACGAGAAAUGAUGUGUUUAGAUGACCACUACUUCCCAGUCUGUAAAUGAUCAACUCUGAUGUUGUUUUAUACAGUAUAAAUGUAGCAUUUCAUGUUGUAUCUUUUCCUAGCCAAUAUUUAUAUAUUGCCACACAUCUUUUUAAUAAGCUAAGUGAAUUAAAUAUGUUUUUGUUUUUGUAUACAAGU